CAAUCGAUCAUUUUUAGGUUAUGUUUACAUGCCAAGCUGUCAGACAACAAACAUCUUCAUUUGAACAUAUUUGGAGUUUAUAUUGCUUGGCAUAUCAUACGUACUUGUUAUGAGUCGAUACGGUGCGAAAAAUUUACAGCAAGACACAAAAGAACAUAAAAUUCUAGAAAACCUAGCAAAAUGGCAAGAUUCAGAAGACCCACUGGCCCCUUUGUCUAAAGAUCAAAUGGAGGCAGUUUAUGAACUUGGGGACUUGGUAUCGACCUUGUAUUAUAAACCAGAUGAAGAAGAAGCUCAACAGAAAGCUGAAACAGAGCCUGAGCCUACAGCUCCUGAAAAAAUCUAUACCAUGCAAGACUAUAUUCAGUGGAUGAUCUCAGUUGAGAAAGAUAUUAAGUAUGAAAACUUGAAGCAACAUGAAAAGUACCAUCAAAUACUCGCUCAGCAUAAGGAAAAUACUGAGUUAUUAUUUUCACAUUCUGAUGCUGCGUUAAAUUCAUUGAAUGAACUGAAAAUGAACUAUACAAAUGUCACUGAAAAAACAAACUAUCUGCAUGACUUGAGUGAGCAACUAAUGUGUCAUCAGAAAAUCCUUAAAGAAAAAAGGAAUAGUUUGCAUGAGAAAUUACAGUAUUUUACAAAUUUCAACAAAUGCCAAGAGAAGAUAGACAGGUUAAACAAUAAAGUUAAUAAUGAAGAGAGUUUACAAAUUUUGGACAAAAUUGAUGAAAGUAUAAGGUAUUUGAAUGAUCACUUACAUUACAAAGAAUCAAGGAUCUACAAGAUGAAGUAUGAAAGUUUACUCAGUAACCUUUUGAACAAGAUAUAUGAUUAUGUUAACACCUUACUGAUAGAGACAACAAAACAAGUUGUUGAUCCAGAUCAAAUUUUGCCUCAAGCUUCAAGUAACGCUGAUGUCUCUGUAGAUUCUGCAUUUGCUUUAUAUUAUGGAAAAUUCCAAAGUAUAUCUAUCAAAAUAAAAUUUCUUCUAAGCCAUAUAGAAGAAAGAGAAGAUAAUAACAGUCAAUAUAAGUCAUUUAUAAGUGAUUGUCAGAAAAGUUACUUCACACAACGUUCUCCAAUGCUGAAUGCAGCAAUGUCCAAAGCACUGAACGAGCUGAAAGAAAAACACAAAACCGAUCACAGUACAUUGUUCAGAUCAUGUUGCUUAUUCACAAUGAAAGUAUGUCAAGAUGAGGCAGCAUGCUUUGGUUACUUUUUCAGCAAGGUAUCUGAUCAGUUGAGCAAUUAUUUAGGAUCCCUUUGUCAACAUCUAUAUGAUUCACUGAGGCCUGAUCUUAUAACCAUCAAUCACAUUGAAGUGUUGAGUGAGCUCUGUGGGAUCUUAAAAGGUGAGAUGUUGAAUGACAGAAUCGUUGAAAGUGAGCAAUUGGAAAAGUAUGUUCAAGUUAUAAGGCAACUUUUACAGGAUGUGGAAGAGAGACUAGUGUUCAGAGCAAAUGUGUUUUUCCAACAUGAUCUGCUGGGAUACAAGCCCUCACCUGGGGAUUUGGCAUAUCCUGAAAAGUUAGAGCAGAUGGAGAAUAUAGCUCUUGAGUUGAAAGAUAGAAGAUCAGAUUCCAGGAGUUCUGUAGCUUCUUUGGAGUCACAAGAGGUCGCCCAAAUCAAUGCAGCACAGAUGGCACAUUUUUACUCUUAUACUGGUAACUCUCCAGCUGACCUACAUGGCAUGUGGUACCCAACAGUUAAAAGAACAUUGGUCUGUUUGUCACGACUGUACUUCUGCCUGGAUCGUAAUACUUUCCAAGGCUUAGCGCAAGAGGCUCUAGUAAUCUGCAUCAGGACCAUAAAAAGCGCAGCUGAACUGAUUCGAGCUAGAAGGACGCCUGUCGAUGCCCAUCUGUUUCAAAUCAAACAUUUGCUCAUUGUCAGGGAGCAAAUUGCACCGUUCCAAGUCGAUUUUACAGUAAAGGAACUCGCUCUGGACUUCAGCACCGUACAAAAAGCCGCUAUGGAGCUCAUACACCACCGCAACAACAUAUUCACCUUCGGUUCCAACAACGCCCUGCUAGAAUUCCUACUCGAAGGCACCCCCAAGGUCAAAGAAUAUCUGGUGGACUCAAGAAAAGAGAUCGACAAGCAAUUGAAACAAUCGUGUGAAGCGUUCAUCGCACACGCUACCAGUUUGCUGAUCGGAAACGUUCAGACGUGGAUAGAAAAAUCGGAGCAUAUUCUUAAGAUAAUCCAAGCGGAAAAUGCGCCGAAUCAGGAGCUUACGGUGGCCGGACAAGAUUUCGGGAAAGCCAAUGUCGUUGCUGGGAUCGUCAGCGAAGCUCAGAAGAACAUCAAGUCAAAGAUUCCGGAGAUACAGCGAUCUAUGCAGCUGUAUUUGGCUAACAGGGAAACCGAAUUUAUACUGUUCAGGCCUGUGAAGAACAACCUGAUCAACGCCUUUGUGCAACUGGAUCAAAUCUUGUUAAAGGGGGGUUACACAGAUGAAGACCAACUACUGAUAGCAUGCCCAUCUCCAGAGCAAAUCAAUAUUUUGAUAUGUACAGUAUCUUUAGGUAGUGCACAAGAUAGUGUCGUGAAAAGUUGAUCACAUAAUCUUACAUCAUAAGUGAUAAAGGCUGAAGGAUUUAAUUGUUGUAUAUAGCAUGUAAAAAUUGUAUUUAUUCAUUUAGUGGAUUCAUAAGUAUAUAUUUAUGGAAUUAUCAAUUAUGAGAAACCUAAUAAAAACUAGUACCCCAUGCCCAUA
Molecule: messenger RNA, 2719 nt
Organism: Acanthoscelides obtectus
Lineage: Eukaryota; Metazoa; Arthropoda; Insecta; Coleoptera; Chrysomelidae
Source: the annotation of a GenBank genome assembly